This is a messenger RNA of Galeopterus variegatus (Sunda flying lemur), 2791 nucleotides long. It is a transcript of the gene PRDM8, whose product is annotated as PR domain containing 8. The transcript is spliced from 8 exons. NCBI's taxonomy places the organism in Eukaryota, Metazoa, Chordata, Mammalia, Dermoptera, Cynocephalidae. Gene Ontology annotation, molecular function: protein binding. The record is from RefSeq and is a predicted model, not a curated record. Gene Ontology annotation, cellular component: nucleus. Gene Ontology annotation, biological process: regulation of DNA-templated transcription. The coding region runs from base 561 to 2066 and encodes 501 amino acids.
GCCAAAACUUUGGGAUCAAACUCAGCAGCUAAUUCAGUCCUUCAGGUCAUAAAAAGCACCACGGCAGGAAUCAUUCAUCAACCUCUCUCCAGCCAUCUCUUCCAAAACAGCACUGCAGUUGUCUACACGUGUAUUUUUACCAUGACUGCAAGGAGCCUUGCUGAAGUGAAGCAUGGAGUAGAGAGUUGGACAGCGAAAAAGAACCAGCGACUUUGUGUUGCGGCCCCUGCUGAAGGAGUCAACUUUCAGGCUGUGAAAAGACCUCAAGGCACUGGCAUCAGCUGCUGCACUGAAGGGGCGAGCCAGCGCCUCUAAGUGGCUUAGCGCGCAAACGAGGCUCCCGAGACGGCCUCGGCAACUCCAUCACUGCUCCACCACCGGCUGGCCGUGAAAAGCUCCCCGGAGCCCAUCUCGGCAGAGCCUACAAACAGCAACACCAACACCUCUUGACAUGGAAAUACACUGCCACUGAUACAAUAGGCAAAAAGAAAUACUCAAUUGCAUCUUCCCGGUUGCAGGUGGCCUUAUUUGGGAGACUCAAUCGUGACCUUAUUCUUGUGAUGGAAGAUUCGGGCAUCCAGCGAGGCAUCUGGGAUGGAGAUGCCAAGGCUGUCCAACAAUGUCUGACAGAUAUUUUUACCAGUGUUUACACCACCUGCGACAUCCCUGAGAAUGCUAUAUUUGGUCCCUGUGUCCUGAGCCAUACUUCCCUGUAUGACAGCAUAGCUUUCAUAGCUCUCAAGUCUACUGACAAGAGAACAGUACCUUACAUCUUCCGGGUAGACACCUCAGCGGCAAAUGGCUCCUCAGAAGGUCUCAUGUGGCUUCGGUUGGUCCAAUCAGCCAGAGAUAAAGAAGAGCAGAACCUCGAAGCCUAUAUCAAAAACGGACAGCUCUUUUACCGCUCUCUCCGCAGGAUUGCCAAAGACGAGGAGUUACUAGUUUGGUACGGGAAAGAACUGACUGAGUUACUCUUGCUCUGCCCCUCUAGAUCCCACAACAAAAUGAAUGGGUCGUCCCCUUACACAUGCCUGGAAUGCAGCCAACGUUUCCAGUUUGAGUUCCCCUAUGUGGCGCAUCUGCGUUUCCGCUGCCCCAAGAGACUUCACAGCGCUGAUCUCAGUCCCCAAGACGAGCAAGGCGGCGGCGUGGGCACCAAAGACCACGGGGGCGGCGGCGGCAAAGACCAGCAGCCGCAGCAGCAGCAUCAGGAGGUGCCCUUGGGUCUGGGCCCCAAGUUCGGCAAAGCCGGCCCCAUCCACCACUACCCGGCCGCCUCCCCCGAGAGCAACAACCCACCCGUCACCGCCGGCGGCAGCAGCGCGAAGCCAUCCACGGACUUUCACAACCUGGCCCGCGAGCUGGAAAACUCCCGGGGAGGCAGCAGCUGUUCCCCAGCCCAGAGCCUCAGCAGCGGCGGCGGCCACCAGGAGGCGGAGCUGAGUCCCGACGGCAUCGCCACCGGCGGCGGCAGAGGGAAGAGGAAAUUCCCGGAGGAAGCGGCGGAGGGCGGCGGCGGCCCAGGGCUGCUGGGCGGCCGAGGCCGCUUCGCUGAGCGGCCCCUGCCGGCCUCCAAGGAGGACCUGGUGUGCACGCCGCAGCAGUACCGCGCCUCGGGCAGCUACUACAGCCUGGAAGAGAACGGCCGCCUCUUCGCGCCGCCCAGCCCCGAGACGGGAGAGGCGAAGCGCAGCGCCUUCGUGGAGGUGAAGAAGGCGGCCCGCGCGGCCGGCCUGCAGGAGGAAGCGACUGCCGACGGCCGGGAUACCCUCUGGGCGGCGGCGCCCGCGGGGCCCCUGCAGCUGCAGCUGCCGUCGGCGCUCACGCUGUUGCCGCCCUCCUUCACCUCGCUGUGUCUGCCGGCGCAGAACUGGUGCGCCAAGUGCAACGCCUCCUUCCGCAUGACCUCUGACCUCGUGUACCACAUGAGGUCGCAUCACAAAAAGGAGUAUGCAAUGGAGCCCUUGGUGAAGCGGCGGCGGGAGGAGAAACUCAAGUGCCCCAUUUGCAACGAGUCUUUCAGGGAGCGCCACCACCUCUCCAGGCACAUGACCUCGCAUAAUUGACGCUGAAAGGACCCCGGCUUUCCACGCUCGCGCACGCACAGUCAAGCCACCUGCAGGAACAAACACGCGAGGACAUCCCCCACCACUUUGCGCCCCGAAAUACUGCACCCAGAAAUACAUACGUACGCAACCACAAAAUUACACACACACACACACAUACACACGCACGCACGAGACAGGAUGGUGGAUUUUUGAGUGGGCGGGUUGUUUGAGGGGGUUUUCUUUUGAAUGCACGCAUUUUCACUUUCCCAAAAACAAAGGUACAUUUUUAAAAAUGUCAUAUAUUGCAACAUAUUGAUGCAUUUGUCAUACGUUUCUACUUAAAUUAUUAAGCACUUAAGGUUUAGACAUAAUAAUUAAAUGUAAGGGCAAAAUUUAUUUUAGAUAUAAAGUAAAUGAGGAGGGUGAGAUGCUUUCUGCAUUUCUUGAGGACAGUUUGUGUUCUUACAAAAAUAAACAAAACGAAUAAAAAGGGGAGUCUUCAUUCAAUUUAAGUUUUCAGGGGGAAGUGCAUGUAUCAUGAAAUGAUUAUGGACUUCAAUGAAGAAUGUCAUCAAUUAUGUAAAUAUGUAUUUCCUUUUAAUACAAAGUGUAAUUUUGUGCCAGUGAAAUGGAGUCUGAAUAGUUAUGUGUUUCUUUUAUCCCUGGAAAGAUUUAUUAAACUUUAUAGUUUAUCUGGGUAUGUUGGAUGCUUUGACAAUAAAUGAUUAUUUUCUUCAAAGCAA